CUUCGAAACUUGUUUUGAAAUUGUUUUUUAAUGGCCGAGAAACUUUUUUUCACGAUUUACAGUUAUAAAUAACAGAAACAAGCCUUGUUUUAUGGUGUAAUCGCAACAAUAUUUACAGAAAAUGGAAUCUCAACGGUUGUUAUCGUCGAAAGGGACUGUCCAAACACCCGACGAAAGUUUCGAAGAAGACUGGGCGGAAGAAUCAACUGGAAGUUCGUAUUAUUCAGAUUCUGAUAGUACUAUACCUGACUGGGAGCCCUACAUCGAUGAUUCUUCUGGAGAACUACUUUACAUCGACUGCCACCCCUUUGUAACACAUAACAAAGAUCACAUUAAGUUAGACAGUAAAAGCGAACCUUUUUCGAAGACCCAACUGCGUAAAAGUACCAGAGGAAAGUUCCUGAGGCUUAUUAGACGUAAGGAAAGCAGUAGGAGAAGUAAAAAAGCCCUAAGACCGACUGAAGAAGGGAGUGAAAUAAAUACGCAGAAGGUAAAAUUUCAAGAUUUUCAAGAAGGGGAACAGAAAAUAGUGACUCUAGAAAUAGACAGCGAGAAUCGGUAUAAUUUGUCCAGUGAUAAAUCACUUGCCGAGUCAUUGUUAGGACUGAUUGUCAGUACGUUAUCAGAUGGUAAUAGAGUAAUGAUAGCAGGAUUUUCCUAUGACAGUAAGGCCAAACAUGAGAGAAAUAUCAAGAUAGGAGAUUGGCUAAAGAGUAUUAAUAACAUGGACGUAAAUGUGCAGAAUCUUGAUGAUAUUCUCCAAAAGUUUAUCAAUCAUUCUGAGGUGCUUCUUACUCUUCAAAGAGUCGCUGCUACCGAGGUUACUAAAGAUCCUCCGAUAAAUGAAUUGAGUGUAGAGUCUGAUUUUGUGAGAGAACUGUUAAAUACAAACGAAGAUGAUGAAAAUCUAUCAGAAAAACUCUGUUCUCAUCCUUUAGGAGUGAUUUUUCUUGAUACAGAUAAAUGUAACGAAGCCAACGAAGAUAUUCUGUAUUUUUAUCCAAAACCACUAAAGAAAAAUAUACUUUCAAUCUGUAGAGGUGUCUUUAUCACCCUCAAUCACCUUUUGCAAGACUUAACCGAUACAAAACCCAGAACUAGUUCGAUACUACACAAAGGUAGACUGGCUCACAUAGUCUACACGCAAUUCGAGAAGCAUUUGCUGCUCUACAUGCUGCCAGACGAUCUGGCCAGCAUUAAGGAGAUCGUUUUGAUGAAUAGGGAGUUGAUAAAUUUUCUAGAAUUUCUCUAUGGAGAUCUGGAGAGGUGUUUUACGAAGAAUUGUAAUUUUAAACGUUUGGAUUGGUUGUUUUUUCGAUAUUUUGCAAGAAUUGUAAAUGGUAACAAAUGGGCUACUACCAAGCAAUUUUUGGAGCGCAUCGGUAAUCCAGAGCGGAUUUUUGACAGAACGGAUAGUUUUUUCGAAGAACUCAUGCCAGUGGUGCCAACAUUAAGCCUGCACGACGACGCUUUGAUGCAGAUUGACGAUGCCCUAGCUGAACUCGAAGCAAGCGACUAUAGAGAAUGGAACGAAGAUCCCUUGGACUGUCAAAGACUGUUCACCAUCCUGGGCAGUGCCUUAUUUCACUCAGGGUACCUUUUGGCCUCGCACAUGAUUCACGAAGAUUUGGUAGAAGUUUAUAACUUCUGCAAGCAGCAAGGGUUGGUACAUCUGUCUAGAACCGAACCUGUGAAAUCCUUGGUAAUGUGGAGGGAGGUAUUCCCAAGGUCUUGCAGAAGAAACUGUGGUAAUGAUUCAUUAAAUGCUCCCGAUGGUAGUCGGUAUCUCUUGGUGGUUGGCAGUGGAAAGGACUUUUUGGCUACAAUAAUGGAAGCAGGAGGUUGUACGGAGCCUCCCGAAGAAAACAUGGGACCGGAUGCUUUUUACGUGGAAGAGGCUCAAGCCACGUUGGCUCACGUCCAAGAGCUAGGCUUGAGCGUUGUGGCUCAGCGCUGUUUGCUGGCUAAUGGUGGCUAUGAAGUAGCCGCUCCCACCCCCUCACCUAACAAGCGAAAAAACGACUUUAUAGGAGCACUGAAUUUCUCUAAACCUACCUCCCCCAUGGUACUCAGGGAUUCCCCGGGCAGUACCAAGAAGAACGAGGUAACGUCCAUUCUGAAAAGAAGAAACGUCGAACAGCAUCUGUCUCAAGAGGAGGCGUACGACUUGUACUCUGAGGAAUCAGGGAGUCAGGCUUAUAGUGAGACCAGUGACGAUUCUGGUAGUAGAAGGACACGUCAAAAGUACGACUCGAACGACGAAGAGUCAGAUUUGGACGAAUUUGGGGGUAGCAGCCAGAUAAGCGGAAGCAGUUUCGACGUGUCCGAGGUCAGACAGGCGUUGUUGUCAGAUCUGGGGGAGUACACCCCAGCUCAGAUCACUACGGGGCCUCACAACGUGCUCUAUCACUUUGUUCACUUGGAUUUGACAGAGGGCGUCCUUAUCGGGCCUGUCGAAUGUUCCACGCUGUCACAAACCUAUGACGUCAUUCUGAACAACUUCAAAAAGUGCUGUCAAAACAUACACGGCAUUUUUCAGAAUACGCUACGUUUUAAGAACAUGUCAGCUCAGGAAAUAGCCAAAAGCCUGAUGAAUAAAAGUCUGAUAGCCAUCAAAGAGUACGGUACCCUCUUUGAGUGUCCCUUCCUCGAUGAAAAGGACAAAAAGGGACGGGUAUCUUACUGGGUGGUUGGAAGACUUUUUUACAUGCCCCACCCCAAGGAAGUAUACGUGUGUUAUCAGGAUUCCGUGCCCCAAAACGUGGUGGAACUGGCUUUUAAAAUCAGCCUGUAUAAUAAAGUGUGAAGAAGGUUUUUAUUUGACAGAGUUUGAAGGUGUAAAUAUGCAAAAAAAAAUGGAGAAAAAUAACCUGAGGAUGAUUAUAGAGAGAAAUAUCAGAGGUUAAUAGAGAAUUUUGUGUCCUAAGACCAUAAAAUAUUGUGAAAAAUGGUGAACAAGUUAUAUCUCGCUGUGAAAUUCACAUUUUUUCGUGUUAAAACUAUUUUUUACACAUAAAAAACUGUUUAAAAAUAAAUAAAAAAUAUUCUGAAUUUUUGCACAUAAAAAACUGAUUUUUCUAGGUAAUAAAAGUAGUUUUUUACGUGUAAAAAAUAGUUUACUACGUAAAAGAAAUAGUUUUUUACGCGUAAAAAAUGACAAUUAACGUUUAUAGAAACUAGUUUCUUUUUUCGACAUAAAGUACUAUUUUUUUGCGUAAUAAAAGUAGUUUUUUACGUGUUAAAAAUAGUUUACUACGUAAAAGAAAUAGCUUUUUACGCGUAAAAAAUUAUAAUUAACGUUUAUAGAAACUAGUUUCUUUUUUCGACGUAAAAACUAUUUUUUACACAUAAAAAACAAUUUUUUUUUCGUAAUAAAAGUUGUUUUUUACGUGUAAAAAAUAGUUUACUACGUAGAAGAAAUAGUUUUUUGGCGUGUAAAAAAUGACAAUUAACGUCUAUAGAAACUAGUUUCUUUUUUCGACGUAAAAACUAUUUUUUUACACAUAAAAAACUUUUUUUUGCGUAAUAAAAGAAGUUUUUUACGUGUAAAAAAUAGUUUACUGCGUAGAAGAAAUAGCUUUUUUUGCGCGUAAAAAAUGACAAUUAACGUUUAUAGUUUUUUUUUCCACGGAAAUAACUAUUUUUUACACAUAAAAAACUAAUUUUUCUACGUAAUAAAAUA
This is a messenger RNA of Sitophilus oryzae (rice weevil), 3682 nucleotides long. RefSeq names its product protein inturned. The record is from RefSeq and is a predicted model, not a curated record. NCBI's taxonomy places the organism in Eukaryota, Metazoa, Arthropoda, Insecta, Coleoptera, Curculionidae. Gene Ontology annotation, cellular component: cytoplasm; cilium. Bases 122 to 2806 code for a protein of 894 amino acids. Gene Ontology annotation, molecular function: protein binding. The transcript is spliced from 11 exons. Gene Ontology annotation, biological process: establishment of planar polarity; vesicle-mediated transport; cilium assembly.